Messenger RNA from Glycine soja, 2242 nucleotides. Its product is annotated as nuclear/nucleolar GTPase 2-like. Gene Ontology annotation, cellular component: nucleolus. Gene Ontology annotation, molecular function: GTP binding. The transcript is spliced from 11 exons. The record is from RefSeq and is a predicted model, not a curated record. Lineage: Eukaryota; Viridiplantae; Streptophyta; Magnoliopsida; Fabales; Fabaceae. Bases 113 to 1762 code for a protein of 549 amino acids.
UUCCCACCGCUUCUCAGCGGAACAAAAACCCUAAUCCAAACUGUGCUUCCCGGUUUCGCUCUUUUCAGCUGUAACAAACCAGCUCGAACCUCUCACUCUCUCUGUUUCUGCAAUGGCGAAGAAGAAGGAGAAGAAGGUGAACGUCUCCGGAAAACCUAAGCACUCUCUCGACGUAAACCGCAGCAAUGACGCGAAGAAGGAGUCGCGCUCCGCUGCCACUGUGCGCCGCCUCAAGAUGUAUAACACCAGACCCGUCCGCGAUCGCAAGGGAAAAGUCUUAUCCCACGAGCUUCAGUCCAAGGAGCUUCCCAGCACAAGAAUCCAACCCGACCGUCGAUGGUUCGGGAACACGCGUGUUGUGAAUCAGAAGGAGCUUGAGUUUUUCCGAGAAGAGUUGCAGAGCCGCAUGUCGAGUAAUUACAAUGUGAUUCUGAAGGAGAAGAAACUGCCGCUGUCGCUGCUCAACGAUCACCAGAAGCAAGCUAGGGUUCACCUGCUUGAUAGAGAGCCUUUUCAAGAUGCGUUUGGACCGAAGACUAAGAGGAAGCGCCCCAGCCUCAUGGCGGCUGACUAUGAGUCCUUGCUGAAGAAAGCUGAUGGUUCUCAAGAUGCUUUUGAACAGAAGUAUGGUUCCAGUGUAUCUGCAGAAGCUAAUGAUGAAGAUGGAUUUAGAGAUUUAGUGCGACAUACCAUGUUUGAAAAGGGUCAGAGUAAACGCAUAUGGGGUGAGCUUUACAAAGUGAUAGAUUCUUCAGACGUGGUUGUUCAGGUUUUAGAUGCAAGGGAUCCACAAGGUACAAGAUGUUAUCAUUUAGAGAAGCAUUUGAAGGAAAAUUGUAAGCACAAACACAUGGUGCUUUUAUUGAACAAGUGUGAUCUAGUUCCUGCUUGGGCAACAAAAGGAUGGCUCAGAGUUUUGUCAAAAGAAUUUCCAACUCUAGCAUUCCAUGCUAACAUUAACAAGUCUUUCGGAAAAGGUUCACUUCUAUCAGUUCUAAGACAAUUUGCUCGAUUGAAACGUGAUAAGCAAGCAAUAUCUGUUGGAUUUGUUGGAUACCCAAAUGUUGGGAAGUCAUCAGUAAUCAACACAUUGCGUACUAAGAAUGUCUGCAAGGUUGCUCCAAUUCCAGGGGAAACGAAAGUCUGGCAGUAUAUAACCCUAACAAAGAGGAUCUUUCUGAUUGAUUGUCCAGGUGUUGUCUACCACAACAAUGAUACUGAAACAGAUGUUGUGUUGAAGGGUGUGGUGCGUGUAACUAAUUUGAAAGAUGCUGCAGAUCAUAUAGGUGAGGUUUUGAAACGUGUGAAGAAAGAGCAUUUGGAGAGAGCGUAUAAAAUAAAAGAGUGGGAUGACGAAAAUGACUUCUUACUGCAGCUUUGCAAAUCAUCUGGCAAACUUCUGAAGGGUGGUGAGCCUGACCUGAUGACUGCGGCAAAGAUGAUACUUCAUGACUGGCAGAGGGGCCGAAUUCCCUUUUUUGUUUCCCCUCCUAGGGUUGAGGACUUGUCCGAGGAACCUAAUGUUAAUGGUGUUGACUUAGAUGAUUCAGUUGAUGGCAAUGAGGCUUCUGCUGCUAUGAAGGCUAUCGCAGAUGUUCUUUCAUCACAGCAGCAAACAAGUGUACCUGUUCAAAAUGAUUUAUAUAGUGAGAAUGAGUUGAAGGGGGAAGCUGCUGACCAAUAUCCAAACACUAAUGCAAACGAAGAUAUUCUGGCCCCUGAUAGUAACACAUCUGAAGAGGAUACAACCAACGUGUCAUAACUUUUGGUUGCUGUUAUCAGUCGGGAAAUUGUAUAUUUCAAGUUGGUUUUGUUUCCAUCCUCUAAAAAGCUUUGAAGAGAACAAGCUCAUUUUCCCUCAACCCAUUUAUGCACGAGUUUCAUGCUGGAAUUUCAUCUGUCUCAAAAAUAUGCUCUUCUCAAAUGCAUCAUUUUUGCUCUUGGGAAUGUUGUUUUUGGUCACCUAAAUGAAGUUUCGGGGAAGGUCAUAACUGUUCUUUGGAUUCAUGAGAUGGGGGAAAGAUACUGCUAUGGAGAUCAUAAAAACAUGCAGGAGCUUUUGGUUUGUUGAACAUUAGGUUUUUUUUUUUUAAUUUAAGUAAAGCAUAAGUUUGAGCGAUAUAGCUUAAUGUUGGAAAUUUUGUUUUAUUUGCCAAUAUACCAUUCUAUGAUUCCUAGUUGUGAACGUUGAUACCUGCGAUAUUUUCUUAUUUAAUGUCAUUAUUUUUAUCGUUCAUGUUAA